UCCUCCUCUCUUUUUCUCACAAAUAUGAUCAGCCUCAGCUGGCGACCGCGCCUCACCGCGUUUCGCCUCAUCGUUUGGCGCCAUCGGGAGAUGAGUUGGGAUCGCCCCGGUUCUUUUGGCGGGGCCGCCAAAAGUCUUCUCCUUUUCUCAGCAAGCAAUCAUAACAAAAAGAAAAAAGGGACAUAUUAAGAGGUCGGUCCGAGAAUCGCAACCGGAGAUUAAAGAUACCACCAAGUGACAUCUGCAGUCUGUACGAAAACAAACCAGAAGAGAAGGGUAUCUUUUCAGCGGUGAUCUAAUAAGAAACAGUCUCGGUCAACCGUCAUGCCUCACGCAGAUGCCUCGCAGUUCCCCUUGGGGCUGUCCAAGGACGAGCUGUACAAGGAGCUUCUCAUUCAGACUAAAGCUCUAUUGGAUGGACAACGGAAUUGGAUUAGUAACCUAGCCAAUGUCGCUUCUCUCCUGUGGCAUGCCUAUUCCUCUCUCCCAGAGCCAUCGAAUAAGGUGAACUGGACAGGAUUCUACGUGCGCGACGACAAAUUCCCGUCCCUUGCGACUCCCGUCUCCUCUGCCCGAAGCGCGACGGUUACAACCACCAUCUCGACGACGUACGCGACAUCGCAUCGACAACUGCUCCUGCUCGGUCCCUUCCACGGCAAGCCUGCGUGUCAGCAAAUCCUUUUCGGAAAGGGUGUCUGCGGUGUAGCUGCAGAGAAGAAGGAAACACAGGUCGUGCCGGAUGUGGAGGCUUUCCCAGGCCAUAUUGCCUGCGACUCAGCUAGCAAGAGCGAGAUCGUAGUCCCUAUUCUGGUUGGUGGAGAUACCGUCGCUCUUAUCGAUAUCGACUGCACCGAACCUGCGGGAUUCGAUGAAACCGACAAAAAGUACCUCGAAGAACUUGCCGACUUCCUAGCGACAGCUUGCGAUUGGUAAAAUAAUCGCGAAAGUGAAGAGACAGCUAUGCUCGUGCAUUGGCUUCAGUGGGCUUUUUUUAUGUUUUUAUUUUCCCCCCGCAUACUUUUGGAGAUAUAUAGCCUUGUCAGAUCAGAUUGCAUGGCGCAUUAUCCGGUUCGAUUGUCUAGCAGGUGUUAUUUGAUUCUCCAUACGCAUCAUUAUAUCUAUGAUAGCCAGCUACUUGGGUUUUUGCUUUUGUCCUUCCCCGUAUCCGACAGUAAAUAUGUGUUUACGAAGAAAAUUCGGACAAUAGCCGAGGGAAAUCCGAUAUACGUGAAACUAUUUCGAUCUCCUUGGGACGUGCGCGGCUAAUAUUAUGACGGAUAACUUAUGAGAAU
Messenger RNA from Paecilomyces variotii, 1292 nucleotides. RefSeq names its product GAF domain-like protein. Gene Ontology annotation, molecular function: protein binding; L-methionine (R)-S-oxide reductase activity. Gene Ontology annotation, cellular component: cytosol. The transcript has 5 exons. NCBI's taxonomy places the organism in Eukaryota, Fungi, Ascomycota, Eurotiomycetes, Eurotiales, Thermoascaceae. The coding region runs from base 325 to 933 and encodes 202 amino acids. The record is from RefSeq and is a predicted model, not a curated record.